This is a messenger RNA of Ophidiomyces ophidiicola, 831 nucleotides long. RefSeq lists its product as uncharacterized. Bases 1 to 831 code for a protein of 276 amino acids. Lineage: Eukaryota; Fungi; Ascomycota; Eurotiomycetes; Onygenales; Onygenaceae. The transcript has 3 exons. The record is from RefSeq and is a predicted model, not a curated record.
AUGGCAUCAAACACCACCGCUGCGCCUGGCGCUGGCCGAGAUUCCAACUGCUCAACCUCCCAGCCAGGCACCGCCACUCCAGAACCCGCCGUCACGCCCGCCCACGGAGCCCAGCAUCGUGUCAUUGCUGCUGCUGCUGCUGCUGAUCCGGCCCAUGCGCCCGCCGACGACGCUUCUCGCCCUUCACAUCUCCCCUUACCUGUCGCCGCCGCCGUCGACAACCCGGCCAUGCCGUCGCCCAUCACCACCACCCUCAUCGAACCCGUCUCGGACACCAGCCCGCUGCCAGCAAUCCGCGUCGACAACGCGACCGGCGCUGCUGCUGCUGCUACCGUCGCGCCUACGACGGAGCCGAAACCGCUGAGUCCUGCCAUAGGCCCGUCGUCAGACCUCCCCAACCCGUCCUCAAAGGAGUCUGACGCCGCCGCCGGCUCGUUGGUCAUCACGCUGCUCCUGACCACCGGCGCCAGACACCCCUUCAAGAUCGAUGGCAAGUACCUGCGCAAGCGCAGCGUCAAUGUGCCCGACCAUGACCCCUUUGCGAUGAGUGUAUAUACUCUGAAGGAGCUGAUAUGGAGGGAAUGGAGAUCAGAAUGGGAACCCCGACCAUCGUCACCAAGUUCAAUUCGCCUAAUAUCCUUUGGCAAGCUUCUCGACGACAAGGCCCCGCUAUCAGAUGCUAAAUUCAACCGUGAUGCCCCCAAUGUUGUGCACAUGACCGUGAAGCCGCAGGACGUCAUUGACGAAGAGGACGCCAAAGCAUCCAAAGGCCAAUACCCCCGUGGCGAAGAGAAUGAACGAAGCCCUGGAUGCCGCUGCAUCAUUUUGUAA